This is a messenger RNA of Coniophora puteana RWD-64-598 SS2, 462 nucleotides long. RefSeq lists its product as uncharacterized. Lineage: Eukaryota; Fungi; Basidiomycota; Agaricomycetes; Boletales; Coniophoraceae. The transcript has a single exon. The coding region runs from base 1 to 462 and encodes 153 amino acids. The record is from RefSeq and is a predicted model, not a curated record.
AUGUUUCAAACAGAUACUGACCUCGACACGAUUGACCAGCUCGCCCUGUCCACCCUCAACGCACUUGACGCGUUCAGCGUGUUCGAUAUGAUCAAUACCAUCGCAUUUGACGCGCUCAAGGCGCUCAAGGCGUUCGAGGCGUUCGAGGCGUUCGACGUGAUUGAUACCGUUGCAUUCAACGCGUCCAACGCGCUCGAAGCGUUUGAGGCGUUCGACGCAAUCAAUACCGUCACAUUCAGCGCGUUCGGUGCGUUCGAUGCGAUCAACACUGUCGCUUUUGGCGUGCUCGAUGUGCUCGGCGCAUUCGAUGUGUUUGAGGCGUUCAAUGCAUUCGAUGCAAUCGACACCGUCGCGUUUGGCGCACUCAAUGCGAUUGACAUGCUCAACAUGGUUGUGUUUAACAGGUUCGAUGUGUCCGCCUUCAGCCGUCUGUGGGGGUUAGGGUUAGGGUUAGGGUGGUAG